CUCGCUCUACAAUCCUCACCUGUUAUCAUUUUAUACCAUCACAUCCUUGGCCUCUGUCAUUCGAAUUCGUUCUUUAACGCUAGGUUCCACGCCGGUGCCUGGAACGGCUCUCGAGACUUUGUUGGCCGCCUUGUCAACAUGCAUCUGCUUUGCCUUGUUUUUUGUGAGCGUAACAACCCCGCGAGAGAUUGAACGCGAGGAGCUUUUGGAUCUUGACGAUAGUGAUGGGAGUGUCAUGAUCUUGAAAGAUGGUCGAGUCCUGCGUAAUGGUCGACUAUUGACACCAGAAGCAUCUGCUUCACCAUUAUCCAGCAUCAUGUUCAACUGGAUGAAUCCUUUUCUCACGCAACUACGACAAGCACCUACUGUUUAUGCUGAGGAUCUAUGGGCGUUGACCAGACAGCAUCGCGCCAAAGAGUGCCACAGAGAUUUCGAAUGCGUGGAACGAGGUGAAGGUCCUUUCAGCCUUCUUUAUCAAAUCUACCAAAGCAAUCGUCAUGCUAUUUGGUUCCAAUGCAUCACUUCAUUAGGCGCAGUUUUAUCCCAUUAUUCGAACCCAUAUUUCCUCGACAAAUUUCUUCAGUAUAUUGAGGAUCCCGCUGGCAGACCGCUUCAAAUCGCUUACCUGUAUUGUCUUGGAAUGUUUGCUGGUAGCGUAGUCAACACUCUGUUUUCGUCUCAGACUUUACUAUGGGGCCGAAGAUGCAAUGUUCGAAUGACCAACAUGCUGAAUGCUGAGAUUUAUGCUAAAAGUCUUCGGAGAAAAGACGCCACUGGGUUCGCCAAAGCCGCGGAGAAGGACGACGGUAGUGACAAUGCCGAAGAUACCGUCAGUGAGACGACCACUGGAAAAAUCACAAACUUGAUGAGCGUUGACGCUGAACGUUUGGCGGAAAUGUCAUCCUACAUCCACAUAUUUUACAGCAGCCCUUUUGAAAUUUUGUUCGGCGUCAUCUUUUUAUAUCGAAUAAUGGGCACUGCUGCGUUGUUCGGGCUAACAGUCAUGAUCGUCUCCAUUCCUCUUCAUCAUUACAUGGGCAAGAAAUAUCACCGCAUUCAAGAAAGACUGAUGACGGCAAGAGAUAGAAGAACGGAAUUAUUGAACGAACUUCUCCAUGGCAUUCGCAUGGUCAAGGCGUUCGCAUGGGAAAGAAAAUGGGAAGAGAAGAUAUUGAGAGCGCGAAAUAUCGAAUUGGAUAGAUUUGUUCGUGUCUAUAUCAUGAACACUUGCGUCGGGCUUGUGUGGUUUGCAUGCCCAGUUCUUGUAACUGUAGUGUCUUUUCUCUGGUAUACCAAGGUUGAAGGGCAUGAACUGACGGCAAGCACCGCAUUUGUCAGUAUCGUACUAUUUGGCAUGAUCCGAGAUCCCUUAAAUGUCAUUCCGGAAGCAUAUAUGUCUUACAUCGACGCCAAAGUCAGUUUAACCCGUAUUAGCGACUUCCUCAGCGAAGAUGAGAGAGGAAGUGACAGGAAAGGCGCAAAAAUGCUUUCUCCAACGUUGAACAACAGCCAGCGAGCUCGCUGCGGAUUCGACGAGGGAACAUUCCAGUGGCAUAGCCAUCUCAAAGAUAACAGCAAGUCAAAUCAUGACGAUGGUCUUACCAAAACCAUCGACGCUGUUGUGAAAGGUGACAAAGAGCCUACAGAGAAUGACCCAUUGCUUCCUGUCAAUCGAAACCGUGAGGACGCUACUUCCUACUCGUCAUCAUCCAGCACAUUGACAGCAAUAACCUACCAUGGCACGAACAGUUUCGUACUUGAUUUGCCUACCAUGACUUUUCCAUCGGGAAAGCUGACCAUCAUUUUCGGGUCUACUGGAAGUGGCAAGAGUAGCUUGUUGAACGCCUUGUUGGGUGAAAUGGAUGCCGUUACUGGUCGCGCCUGGUUGCCAUCCAAAUUUGAUUGGAACAAGAUUAUGACCACAGACAAAUUUGCUUUGGACUCGGUCGAUUCUAGUUUAUACAUGUACAAGGUGGCCUAUGCCGCUCAGCAACCUUGGAUUCAACAUGCAUCGAUUCGUGACAACAUUGUGUUUGGACAACCAUUUGAUGAAUUGCGAUACAACAAAGUGCUUUAUCAGUGUGCACUGGUCAAGGAUCUCGACAUUUUGGAAGAUGGUGACCUUACGGAGAUUGGUGAAAAAGGCAUCAAUCUUUCUGGAGGACAGAAACAACGAGUCUCUUUGGCUCGUGCUGUUUACUCUCGUGCCAAAACGGUUCUUCUGGAUGAUUGUCUUUCCGCUGUCGAUGCCAACACUGCCAGUCAUCUUUACGAAAAGUGCUUACUUGGCGACUUGAUGCAUGAUCGCACGAUCAUUUUAGUCUCUCAUCACGUUCGACUUUGUCUUGGUGGUGCGUCGUAUCUUGUACAGAUGAACCGCGGGCAAGUGAUCCGCCAUGGUAACGUUGAAGACCUUCGUAACAACGGUGAACUAGCCCAAAUCUUUGGGGACGAUGAUAUACCAGAUCAUAUCACCGAAUUCGUCAAGAAUGAUGAUGAAGCCGGAUUUAACGACCAAGACAGCGCUAAAAGCUACGCAGGAAGUGACGUGCUGCGCGCAGUUCCUAAAAAGCUAAUUGAGGAAGAAGUUAGGCAAAUUGGCAAAGUCAAAGUCAAGAUUUACGCAACCUACCUCUUGGCGUGUGGUGGCCUUCUCUUUUGGGGAACGUUGAUAUGUUUUUAUGUUAUAUCGCGUCUCUUCAAUAUUGCCGAGAACUAUUGGCUCAAGGUUUGGUCAGCAGCGUACGAUAAUAAACACUCAUGCACGAACGUCACCGCCUCUGUAGCGUCCAUAGGACAAGUGGUCCUUCCGCAGCUGACUGGGGCCGCCACCAAGAGAGCUUCAACCGUGGUACUUUAUGGUCAACUUUUCGACAAGGAGUGCUCCAAUGAGCCUGUAUCCGUCAAUUAUUACAUCUCUAUUUACGUUUGGAUUUGUUUUGGUGCCAUUAUCAUCAGUUUGCUUCGAUCCCUCAUCCAGUACUACGGUUCUUUGCGAGCCUCUCGAUUAAUUUUCCACAAGCUACUGAUAUCAGUGUGUCAUGCACCUAUGCGGUUCUUUGAUACUACUCCGGUGGGACGAAUCCUAAACCGAUUUUCCAAAGACAUGGAGACAAUCGAUCACAGUUUGAGUUGGCACGCGACCUUGUUGUUGCAAACUUUACUUGGCAUUACCGCGGUGGUGGCGGUUAUUAGUGCGAUCACUCCCGAAUUCCUAUUUGCCAGUGUGGUUAUAGGAAUCAUUUACAUCUUUAUCGGAACGUACUAUGUUCGGGCUUCGAGAGAAUUGAAGCGCAUCAAUUCCGUCACUCGGUCCCCGAUCUUCAGUCAAUUUUCAGAGACUCUGGUAGGCGUUACCACCAUCCGAGCCUAUGGUCAAGAGAAGCCUUUCAUGUCCGAAAUGCUCAACCGCCUGGACGAAAACAUGAGAUCCUAUUAUACAUUGUGGACAACCAACCGCUGGCUUUUUGUACGAGUGGAAAUGUCAGGUUCUCUUGUCUCGUUCCUCGCUGGUGUAUUCCUGCUUCGCAAUCUGAAUACCAUUGACGCUGGUCUUGCUGGUCUUUCCUUGAGUUUCUCUUCUACUUUCCUGGAACAUAUUUAUUGGCUUGUGAGACAGUAUACAACGGUGGAAAUGCAUUUGAACUCGGUGGAACGUGUUCAAGAAUACCUUGAGAUGCCUCAAGAGCCCCCAGGUAUCAUUGAAGACAGUCGACCUCCUAUGAACUGGCCAUACGAAGCAGCCAUCUCGGUACGAGAUUUGGAAGUCAGUUACUCCCCGGAUGAUGAUCCGGUACUUCGCGGAAUAUCCUUUGAUGUACAGCCCCGAGAAAAGGUUGGCAUCGUCGGCCGUACUGGAUCAGGAAAGACAACGCUUACUCUGAGUUUCCUACGAUUUGUUGAGCCACUGAAGGGAUCCAUCGUGAUUGAUGGUAUCGACAUUCAAUCUAUUGGUGUAGAUGACCUUCGGUCAAAAUUGACCAUCAUACCUCAGGACGCCAUUUUAUUUUCCGGCUCUAUACGGGUGAAUCUCGACCCAUUUGAUGAAUUCUCAGACAGUGAGAUAUGGCAAGCAUUACGUAGAGUUCAUCUCGUAACCAGCCACUCUUUCCUCCUGGAUAUGGACGAGGAGGACAAUCUUAGCAUUAUCACCAGUCUGGAUACCCAAAUCAGUGAAGGUGGCACGAACUUCUCACAAGGACAACGACAACUCUUAUGUAUGGCUCGCGCUCUAUUGCGCAAUAGCACACGUUUGAUUGUCAUGGACGAAGCAACAUCCAGUGUUGACUUUGACACCGACAAAAAGAUACAAACCACAAUUAGAGAAGAAUUUGCAGAUUCAACUCUGCUUUGCAUUGCCCAUCGCUUACGUACCAUCAUUGACUAUGACAAGGUACUCGUGAUCGACGAAGGCAAGGUUGUAGAAUACGAUACGCCAUAUAACCUUUUACAUGGGCACUCUGGUGUUGGCGUAUUCAAAUCCAUGUGUGAACGAUCAUGGGAAUACGAUCACCUGAUUGAUAUUGCAAAUCAAGUAGAAGCCGCCAAGCAAGCAAUUCCAAAGUAAAACUGCAAAACUCUCCCACCUCACCAACCAACCCAAACAUGCCCACAGAUGAAUUUAGGCAGACAAUUUUGUGUUCAUCAUUGCAUUAUCAUUCACCACAAGAACUGCUUUUCAAUUGCACAGAUACUUCUCAUCUGUUUCAUAGCCAUGUAUAUUGACAAUAUUGAUCCUCCAAUGUAACGUUUUU
Molecule: messenger RNA, 4754 nt
Organism: Umbelopsis ramanniana AG
Lineage: Eukaryota; Fungi; Mucoromycota; Umbelopsidomycetes; Umbelopsidales; Umbelopsidaceae
Exons: 13
Coding region: 236-4567 (1443 amino acids)
Biological process (GO): transmembrane transport
Cellular component (GO): fungal-type vacuole; membrane
Molecular function (GO): ATP hydrolysis activity; ABC-type peptide transporter activity; ATP binding
Source: RefSeq, a predicted model, not a curated record